Rotaria socialis is the source of this 2223-nucleotide messenger RNA. NCBI's taxonomy places the organism in Eukaryota, Metazoa, Rotifera, Eurotatoria, Philodinida, Philodinidae. The record is from the annotation of a GenBank genome assembly.
AUGCCCACGUGGAUAAUUAAAAGUGUAACACAAACGGGCCAAAAUCGCGAAAAACAGGAUGUAUUAAUAUAUAAAAAUGGUUUUAUCAUUGAAUUUCAUGACAUUGAAAAGUAUGAUCAAUCAUGUGAUUCCUUCAUAGAGUCGAUUAAACGAAAGAAAUUACCACAAGAAGUUUUAAAAUCUUCAAACUACGCUGGAAGUGACUUCGAUUAUUGUUUUGAAGAUCGUCAAGAGGAACUUGGCACAUCAUUACCAUGGCGAAAUUAUGAAUCCAGCGAAGUCAAACUGGAAAAAUACAAUCCAGAGUGGCCAAAACUAUAUCAACAAGAAUAUAACAAUAUAUUGGAUGCUUAUAGAAAUGAUUGGACACUCAUAGGCGCAAGAUUACUUCUAGAUAUGGAACACAUUGGAAGUACAAGUGUCGAAGGAAUGUGCGCAAAGCCGAUCAUCGAUAUGCUAAUAAUUGGACAAGAUGGAUUAAGAGGUGGACCAUCAAAAAUAAUUAUAACUUUAGAGAGAAUGGGUUACGUGCAUCAGUAUCCAUAUAUUACUCAUUGCUUUUCAGAGUUCGCGGAGUUCGCGCAUAGACCUGACUGUGUUAAGAUGCCUCCUCGUGGCAAAGGAACAAUUAUGAUAAAGGAAGGAUUCAUUGUUCAAAUAGUGGGUCGUAUUGAAAACUUUAUUGCAUUUCGUGAAUAUCUUCGUACACAUCCUGUUGCUCGCGAUGAAUAUAGUGAAGCAAAGGAACGUUCACUUUCAUACUCAUCACGCACGGAUUGCUAUACGCAUAAUAAAAAUGCAAUUUUGAAUGAUUUACUUGAUAAAGCUGUGCAAUGGUAUAGACAAUUGAAGAAUUAUACUCAUAUUGGUAUUUUUGAUGAAGCAAGGAAGCGGUGGACAUGCUGCAAAGCCUCCGAAGAUGAAUACAACGCAUGUGGUGAAAUAUAUAGUGUGCCCAAAGAGAACAUGCAGUAUGGUUGCUAUAACCUUGGAUCGAAAAAGGAAAACUAUCAUCCAGGCCGAUAUUUUUACAUUGACUACAACUUUAUCAAAGGCUGGUGGACGUGUUGUUCACAAGGUCUGUACUCAAAUGGAUGUGUGAACGUUAUAUUAUUGGCUAAUGAUGACGCUUUGCUCAAAGAUUACAACAACUGGAAUGUGGACUGCGUUUGCCGAUGGGUACGCUCUUUGAUGAAUAUUCAUAAAGAUUAUUCUGAAAAUUUUCGUCAGCACAAUAUAAAUGGCCAAUUAUUAUUAACUGCCGUAGAUGACGCAGUAUUGCAAGAUCUAGGAAUAUCAAGUGUACUUCAUCGGAAGUUAUUUCUGAAAGCCAUCGAGGAAUUGAAAGAUCUGUUAUUGUCAAAUUCAAAUAGUGGUGCAGGCUUGCUGCUAAAGAAUAAUGAGGUAAAAAAAGUUUACUAUGAUCAAUUCGAAGGUGAUUUUGCGCCAUUGCUUGCGAGUCACGAGAUGACAAAUUCUAUUGCACCAUUAUAUCCGAAUGUUUCUUCCUGUCAAUUAACAAACGAAAAACAUCGCUCUAUCGUUUCUCGUAUUUAUAAUUGGCUUGGUGCAUUGCCUAGCCAUUUUCAAGUCGAUAAAAUCGAAUAUGUUUUUAACAGCGGUCGUUAUCGAAUGUUUCUCGGACAAUUAGAAUCAGUUGAAAAUCGCCAAAAACAACCCCCAUUUCAACCAAAAUUAAACGAUGAAAACAGUUGCGAAGAACGUAAGCGUGUGUUGCAACGUCUUGAAACACUAUAUCAGUGUGUAUCACACAAUCGAUCUGCUAGAAUAGUUCGUAUGUGGCAUGGGUGCCGACGUAGUAUACUACCUAAUCUGCUGUCUGAUGGCUUUGCUGCGUUAGGGACACUAGACGAUGGUUGGUACGGUAAAGCUAUGUACUUUACUUCAUCAGCCAAAUAUGCCACACGUUACUGUAGUGAAACGGCUUGGUGCUUAAUCAUGUGCUACAUAGUACUAUUGAAUCCGUUUCCAGUUGUGACAGCUGAUGCUUCACUCGACAUAUCACCGAACCAGUUUCGAUUCUAUGGAAAGGGGAACUAUCGAAAUUAUCAAUGUCACUACGUACCAGUUUCACCUGUAGGAGGACCUAACACUUGGAACUAUCGUCCUCCGCCAAACGGUAUAGAUGAUGCCGUCUAUGACGAACUAGCUGUUUUUCAAGAAGCAAGUAUACUACCCCAAAUUGUUGUUCAUUUUAAAUAA